Molecule: messenger RNA, 3193 nt
Organism: Chelmon rostratus (copperband butterflyfish)
Lineage: Eukaryota; Metazoa; Chordata; Actinopteri; Chaetodontiformes; Chaetodontidae
Gene: cenpt
Product: centromere protein T
Exons: 13
Coding region: 236-2749 (837 amino acids)
Biological process (GO): kinetochore assembly; mitotic cell cycle; chromosome segregation
Cellular component (GO): kinetochore
Molecular function (GO): DNA binding; protein heterodimerization activity
Source: RefSeq, a predicted model, not a curated record
AAUAAAUCCGUUGAAAAUACGUCCACGAUUGAAAUUAGACAGUCAAUAGAGGAUAAAUAAUGAUUAACUAGAUAAAACAUCGAAUAAAUGACACUGUUAUCGGACAAGCUGCGGUUGUUGGACUCGGUGAAAUUCGAAAAAAUCGCCUGUUUAUAAAAAGCCGCAGGUUAACACAGCUGUAACUGCUGUUUACCCUUCGUAAACUGCUGCAAGCUAACACCAGCUGACUGUCUAAAUGGAUCUUACGGAGGACUUGUCUGCUCGGUUCCUGCUGACAAAUAUUCUCAGCACCGAUCCACCUAGGACUCCGAUCACACGCAGUGCGUCCAAAACACAGAGUACCAGCGCGACCAGGCGCAGCAGUAGAGUGGCUAACAGAGAUGCUGGUUCUCAAACUCCAGUGGACAUCCUGAGGCGCAGUCUGAGACAUAAAAUCCGUGAGAGUAUAACCAGGAAAUCCCUGCCAGCUACUAAAAGGAGGACUGCCUCAGCCGUGCUCCGAAAGAUGACCACACCUGCCCCAGCCUCGAUGCUGUUUGAUGAUGGGGACACACCGAGGCACAUACUCAUGAACAUCAUGCAGACAGACCCAGUGAGGUCCCCUGUGGCUCACGAGGAAGCUGCAUCAGAAGAGCCACAGCCGUCUUCAACCAACUCCAGCAUUACCAGCAAGCGUCCAAGCAUUGAGCUGUCAGGGUUGGACUUGCCUGACAUAACUGUUGGCAAUGCUGCAAGCAUCGCAAAGGGGCUGAGCAGAAAGAGACCACGUCGGAGCCUUAAUGUAACAGCUUUUGAGAAGCGUCUUAAAGAUGGAGAUGAUGUUGAGGAGGAAAAUGAAGAAUCAUUAGGCGACCACACGUCGCUCUCUUUAUCAAGCUCCAAUUCUCUGAGUCUAAAAACGCCCUUUGUGGAUGUUCGGACAGAGAAAAGAGGCCUGCAGAGAAGAGUUUCUAACCGUCGAAAAAUCACAGAGGAAGAAUUUGGUGCCGCUGUAAAUAAAAGGCAGAUGGGAGGAGUGAACAGCUUUGUGAUGCAGGGUCUCAGUGAGACCACCUGCUCUGAAGGCUUCCCUUUGGGCCUAAGCAAACUCAGUGAACCUGAUAUGACGACUGACAUCAUCCACUGCAACACGGCUCUCUAUGCCGAGCCUGAUGCCACGACCUCCAACUUUUCCAUCAUUGCAACUCAGGACAAACCCACGGUGAUGGCGUCUCAGCUUCAGCGACAGAUGAUAGCACUGGAGCAGGAGGAGCAGAUGGAAGUAGCGCAGCGCGAGCAGAGGAAAGGGAGCUCAAUGUAUCUGUUUCCAACUGAAAAAACAAUUGUGGCAGAGCUUGAGAAUGAAGAAUGUUUUUCUCUGUCUCUGUCCCAUGAUGGUGUGGAUGUGGAUGAAUCUAAAAAAGAGGAAGGGAGGAGUAAAGUUGAAGGUCAGUUUGAAGAGGCUGCAGUAAUGUUGAAAUGUGAGGAAGAGGAAGGCGCAGCUGAAUCUCGGACUACUGUACAAGAUGAUGCGGCCGAGUCUAAGGAAGAGGAGAACAGAGUGGGAGCAGUUGACUCUCAAAACGAAGAAGACAAAGAAGAAGAUGGAGUUGAUUCCCAGCCUGAAGAGGAUGGUGCAGUCAGGUCUCAGUCUGAGGAAGAGGAGGUUGCACCAGACUUUCAAACUGAAGAAGAAGAAGAAAGUGCAGCUGACUCUCAAACUGAGGAAUUAGGUGUUGAUUCUCAGCCUCAGGAAGAGGAGGACGUUACAGAAUAUCAAAGCGAUCGAGAGGAUUCUGCAGAGGGCGGUUUGGCUGAUUCUCAGCCUGAAGACGAGGGUGAUGGGGAGCCAGAUGAGGAAGAUGGUGAGGAGGCAUCAGAACAGCUGGAGCGUGACUUGGAACACAUCAGUCGAAGGGCUCAUCGCUCAGGGGGUGGAGUCAUGGCUGUUACAGGAGCAGGGGAAGAUUUGGCAGACGCCACAGAGGCAGGAUGGUCUGAUGGCAUGUCCAAAGCACACAGCGCUAUUGACGUACAAAUGGGAAGCCACGAGAGCGGUCAGCCUCGUCCUGGGACCCCUGACAUGAAAGAGUCCUCAACCCAAGCACAGGCAGAUACAGAGGCCGAGGCUGAUGCUGAUAAAAAGAACUCCUUUCAUCUAUCUGUUGAGGACAGUGGGCAGCUGGGUGGCUAUUCACCUGAAGAAGCUGCUGCACAGGACCCCGCUGAACAGGAGGAGUGGGAGGAUGAUGAUGAUGAAGAGAGUGAAGAAGUCCCCAGCAAGACUCCAGCAUUUGUCCGACAGAAAAGGGAAAUUUUUCACCCUGAUCCUCUGGCCUCGCCGUCAGUUCAUAAGAAUGUUCAAGCCAGCAGUACAAAUGAAGGGUCGCCUGCACCUAAACCAACACGGGUGAGAAAGAGAACAGGGCCAGCUAAAAGGGAAGGAGGCCUUCCUAAGAGCUACCUUAUGAGCGUGUUCAAGCACUUUGCCAAAACAAAGGUCUCUGCAGAUGUGUACCCUGUCCUAAAAGAAACAAUGGAUAAAUUCUUCGAGCGGCUGGCAGACGACUUGGAGACGUAUGCUGUCCAUGCAAAGAGAAAAACCAUCGAGGUUGAAGAUGCUGAACUCUUGCUGAAAAGGCAGGGUUAUGUGAAUGACAAAGUGCCGGUGGAAGUGCUUAUUGAAAAAUAUCUUCGUAUGGACCAGCGCAAGCUCCUGAUCCCCAUUGCAACCAGUGGAAAUGUUGUCGUCCCUAAAAAGCGGAGAUGAAUGUUUUCUUUAGGGCUGCAUGUUUUCUUUUUCUUUUGUCUUAUGGACUGAUAGACAUCUGACUUACAUUGCAUUUGAUCUGGACAAUUGAAGUCUCCAUUUAAUGUUAAUCAGAAUGUAGAUGUUUCUGUAAAUGUGUAAAUAUUUGUUAACAUAUUCUUUAUCAAAAGUUUAGCGUGUGAUGUCUUCAUUGCUUUUUGCUGUCUCUCUUAUCUGUAUUACUAUACUGUGCAGGUCCAGUGUCAGUAUGUAUCUGUAUGUAAUGCAAGCAUUGGCUUGUUGACAACAGUGUAUUGUCAUUAUCAAUUAGGAUUGCAUGAGAAGAAGAACGUGUCCACUUUCUUCAUUUAUCUUUUUAUGCAUGUACUUUCUUUUCUGAGUCUGGAGCAAAGGAGGGUUUGCACACUAAAAAUAACAAAUCUUGAAAUAAAGUUCUUGUUCAUA